This is a messenger RNA of Periconia digitata, 2218 nucleotides long. The record is from the annotation of a GenBank genome assembly. Lineage: Eukaryota; Fungi; Ascomycota; Dothideomycetes; Pleosporales; Periconiaceae.
UAUGCAUAUUAUACGAUUUCUAUCAUACUCUCGUCUACAACAUAACAUACCAAAUAUGAGUGCCCCUCUUCGUCCGCUACUAUCUGCGAUUUCGGGUGUUAAAAGGAGAGAUCCUCCUGUGCCAAUAGAAGCCCAGCAAGCGGGAAAGGGUGUAUUAGGUGCGUGCGAAGCAUGCCGUCUCUAUAAGUCGAAGGUGACAAUACAAUCAACUCGCAACAAGGGAAUUAGAGAUUUAAUUAGUCUACAGUGUUCUGGAGAGCGACCGACAUGCAGAGCGUGUAUUGGACGCAGAGUAGUUUGUAGGUACACCCAGACAGAAGCUCGAAAAGUCAGGCAAAAAUACGAAGACCUUCAAAAGCGCCAGUCUGCGCAUGAAGAGUUACUCAGUCUCAUGAGAACAUUGCCAGAGCAGGAUGCUACUGAGCUUUUCCUCCGAGUACGAGCUGGAGGAGACAGUGCAACAAUCGUAAAACACGUCCAAGAUGGUAACUUGCUGUUACAAUUGCAACUCGUGCCAGAGACUCGGUUUCGAUACGAGCUUCCGUACAGUCGGGACAUGCCAGCAUUGUUGUUAGCUUCCGGAAGUCCUUAUCUCAAUUCUUUGAUAUACGAAGCAGCUUCUCAGCGUGCCUUGCACUCACACGCACAUGGGUCUGCCGCUACGGAGCCUAAUCAUCGUGUUUUCCCAGCAGAGUAUGCCUCUUCAGAAAAUCGGAGCGAGUAUGUCAAGCCGUACCACGCAGCAGUAUUUGUUGAGCCUCGACUUGAAAACCUAAAACCUUCUGAGUGGACUACCGUCAGCAAAGAUGAUGCACUUAUGCGGGAAUUGCUAGUAGCGUAUUUUACGCACGAGUACCACCUCUGGCCUAUCUUCCAGAAAGACUAUUUUUUGGAAGACAUGGCAAAGCCCAAACCAGACCAUCGGAAAACAAGUUGCUGUUCAGCGUUGUUGGUGAAUGCCACAUUAGCAUAUGCAUGUUACUGUUUCAAAAAAAUACCCAAUCGUUUCAGAUAUUGGGAAACCGAAAGUCUCGGCUAUCGAUUCCUUGCUGAAGCCAAAAGGAUCUGGGAGAUGCAGAUCAUCAGUGGCAAAUACCGUCAUCUUGCGUCAGUUCAAGCAGCAUUGAUUAUCAACAUUGUUCAUGACCUUCAUGGCCUGGAUAAAAUCGGUGAUACAUACGGCCGGAAAGGUUGGGCUAUCGCUCAGGAAAUGCAGCUAUUCGACGGAAAUGCGCACAUACUCUCCGAUCGAGUACGCAAUGCUAGAAAUUUUACUGCAUGGUGUCUCUUCGGCAUUGAUAGUCAUCUUGCUUGGCAAUUUUUUCGCCACCCUUUCCUCGCCAAGCCUCCCAUGCUUGCCCUUCCUGAUCCAUCUGUGAAUGCGGCGUGGUACGGUGAGAUAUGGCUUAGGUAUCCUCUCAGUGAAACAUUAUCACCAACGAACUACGGACAUGUCUUUAAGGCUUUGUCUGAAUUUAGAGUCAUCCUUGGCGAGUUAUGUCAUGCAUCUUUUGGUACAGACUCGAACAUUACAGCAGAGCAAGCAAUGGUGUUUGUGAGCCGGUUGUUGGCGUGGUACAAAAAGCUCCCUAUACCUCUGAUGCCAAAACACAUUGUGCUCCCGGCUCAUCUCCUCAUGCAUCUCGAUUACCAGAUUGUACUCAUGAUCACCUGUCAGCCUUUUAUUAAUGAUGAGUGGGACGAUGAGUAUAUCCCUAAGAAUAUUGUUUCUAAUGCAGAACGUGAUAUCAACGUACUUGUACGUUUAUAUCAUCUCCGGCAUGGGUUCGAAGACCCGCAUGUUUACCUGACAUCUCCGCUCGUGAAGUUGGGCUUUAUGUCGCUGCACAGCAUUAAUGACCAGACGCCACCCGAAAUAUUGCACUACACGAGAUCGAGCCUCCUUCUUGCUCUCAAAGGACUGCGCGAACAAGGCCGCAACUACUAUAUCACAAGGACUGUUUAUCAUAUCAUCAAGAAUCAGCUGCGGUCGGAAGAGGCACGGCUUUUGCGGGGAACAGAGGACCCAGAGUCAGAGUUAGACAAGAGUCCGGAGCUGGAGAGCGAGAUUCAGUCGGCGUGGACUCCUACCGUGGUCGAUAUUUCGGAUGGCGCAUCUGAAGACGAGUUAUCGAAGUUGGCGAAGCGGUUCUUGAAGCUUGAUUCAGGGGAGCAGAGUGAUAGUGAAGCUGGCAGUAGUUCGCCGUUGCCGGUGUAG